AUGUUCACCGGAUACAAUACCAAAAAACGGGUCAACGAGCGUUACAAGAUUGUGGGUUUCAUCAGUAGCGGUACCUAUGGACGAGUCUACAAGGCCGAAGGCCGGAAUGGUCGCGCGGGAGAGUUUGCCAUCAAAAAGUUCAAGCCCGACAAAGAGGGCGAACUGCAAUACUCGGGCAUCUCGCAGUCGGCUAUCCGAGAAAUGGCCCUUUGUACCGAGCUAGCACAUCCCAAUGUGGUGCAUACUGUCGAGAUCAUCCUCGAAGACAAGUGUAUCUUCAUCGUCUUCGAGUAUGCUGAACAUGAUCUACUCCAAAUCAUCCAUCACCACAACCAACCCCAACGCCAGGCCAUUCCAGCGCGUACCAUCAAGUCCAUCCUUUUUCAGCUGCUGCAAGGCCUCCUCUACCUCCACCGGAACUGGGUCAUGCACCGUGAUUUGAAGCCUGCCAAUAUCAUGGUUACCAGCUCUGGCAAAGUCAAGAUUGGUGAUCUAGGUCUGGCUCGCCUUUUUUACAAGCCAUUGCAAUCCUUGUUCUCUGGCGAUAAGGUCGUCGUGACAAUCUGGUAUCGGGCACCUGAGCUUCUCCUUGGCAGCCGUCAUUAUACCCCAGCAGUCGACAUGUGGGCCGUCGGCUGCAUCUUUGCCGAAUUGCUGUCGCUGCGCCCGAUCUUCAAAGGGGAGGAGGCCAAGAUGGACAGCAAGAAGACGGUACCCUUUCAGCGCAACCAGAUGCAGAAGAUUGUGGAAAUCAUGGGCAUGCCCAGUAAGGAUCGCUGGCCACUUCUGACGGCCAUGCCAGAGUACACACAGCUGUCCUCUAUGAUGGCAGGCAACGCAUCCCGCUUCCCUCGUCCACAGAGCGGCGAUGGCCUUGAGCGAUGGUACCACCAGACGCUGAACAACAAUCAGUACCCCGUCGGCUCCGGGCCGGAUACCCCUGGACCAGAGGGACUAGCACUUUUGAAGGCUCUGCUUGAAUAUGAUCCGCAGAAACGACUGACGGCUGAGAAGGCAUUGGAGCACCCCUACUUCACUGCCCAUGGAAAAAUCUCGGACAAUUGCUUCGAGGAUUCGAAGAUCAAGUAUCCGGUUCGCAGAGUCAGCCAAGAAGACAAUGAUAUUCGCACAUCGAGUUUGCCUGGCACGAAGCGGAGUGGUUUACCGGACGAUUCCAUCCUUGGGCGACCUGCCAAACGUCUCAAAGAGGGAUGA
Plenodomus lingam JN3 is the source of this 1215-nucleotide messenger RNA. RefSeq names its product cyclin-dependent protein kinase (gene SSN3). Gene Ontology annotation, cellular component: nucleus; mediator complex. Lineage: Eukaryota; Fungi; Ascomycota; Dothideomycetes; Pleosporales; Leptosphaeriaceae. Gene Ontology annotation, molecular function: ATP binding; cyclin-dependent protein serine/threonine kinase activity. Gene Ontology annotation, biological process: protein phosphorylation. The record is from RefSeq and is a predicted model, not a curated record.